Molecule: messenger RNA, 1452 nt
Organism: Lachancea dasiensis
Lineage: Eukaryota; Fungi; Ascomycota; Saccharomycetes; Saccharomycetales; Saccharomycetaceae
Source: the annotation of a GenBank genome assembly
AUGCUGAAACAUGUGCUCAAAAGCACUUUGCUGAAAUGGCGUGCGAACGCAUUUAACGGUACUCUCACGUUUGGCAGGUCUGUGAUGACCCGCCCAACGGUAACUCUCAAUGGCACCUCUACGACCUUUAGACACAUGGCCCAGUCGGGUUCGUCACUCAAAAGGAAUAUGCACUCCAGUGCCAUCCUCAGACAGGCUGAGGCCGCUGUCAAGAAACAGCCAGCAAAAAACCUCCUGAACUCAUCGAAAACAGUUGGAUACUGGCUCGUGGGGACAUCGGGUCUGGUCUUUGGUAUUGUCGUGUUAGGUGGAUUAACAAGACUCACUGAGUCCGGUUUGAGCAUCACCGAGUGGAAACCUGUGACAGGAACAAUUCCGCCUUUAAAUGAAAAAGAAUGGCUCGAGGAAUUUGCCAGAUAUAAAAACUCUCCCGAAUUUCAACAGCUGAACUCACACAUUGAUCUAGAUGAAUUCAAGUUUAUUUUCUUCAUGGAGUGGGUUCACAGAUUGUGGGGUCGUGCAAUUGGCGCGGUUUUUGUGCUGCCAGCGGUGUACUUCGCUGUGGCUAAAAAGGCUUCACCUCGUGUGAAUAGACGUGUUUUCUCAUUAGCAUGUUUGCUUGGCUUCCAAGGGUUUAUUGGAUGGUGGAUGGUAAAAUCUGGCCUUGAUCAAGAACAGCUUGAUGAAAGAAAGUCGAAGCCAACGGUGUCUCAAUAUAGAUUAACGACCCAUCUAAGCGUUGCCUUUCUACUGUAUCUCGGUAUGCUGUGGACUGGUAUUGAGGUUCUAAAGGAGGCAAAGUGGGUGAGAAACCCGACAAAGGCUUUGUCUGAAUUCACUAAACUUGACAAUCCUGCGUUAAAACCCUUGAGGAGAACCUCCUUGGGCUUGUUGGCGUUGACCUUUGUCACUGCGAUGAGCGGAGGACUUGUCGCCGGACUAGAUGCUGGACUAAUUUACAACACCUUUCCCCAUAUGGGAGAUAACUGGCUCCCUAGUCAAAGAGAGCUUUUUGAUGAAACUUAUGCUAGAAAAGAAGACACCGGCGAUUUGUUUUGGAGGAAUUUGCUUGAAAAUCCUACCACGGUCCAACUGAACCACAGAAUUCUGGCUACGACAACGUUCUUCAGCAUAUUGGGGUUGCAUAUGUGGGUCAACAGGAGAAAGCAUAUUCUACCUAAAAAUGCGGUCAAAUCAAUGCACACAAUGAUGGGAGUCGUAUCCUUACAAGUGACUCUAGGCAUCUUUACCCUAUUAUAUUUGGUUCCGAUUCCACUGGCCUCGCUACACCAAGCAGGAGCAAUUGCUUUGUUGACUAAUGCUCUAGUUUUCGCUUCGCAGUUGCGGAAGCCACGAGUUCCAAUGAGAAUUUUGGUGAGCGGAUUGUCCACCAAAGUUGUGCAAAAGCCCAACAGCAGUAUACUUGUGGAAGCUGCUAGAUCAGCCAAAUAG